Lineus longissimus is the source of this 8822-nucleotide messenger RNA. Its product is annotated as clathrin heavy chain 1. The transcript has 28 exons. NCBI's taxonomy places the organism in Eukaryota, Metazoa, Nemertea, Pilidiophora, Heteronemertea, Lineidae. Gene Ontology annotation, biological process: receptor-mediated endocytosis; intracellular protein transport. The coding region runs from base 130 to 5220 and encodes 1696 amino acids. Gene Ontology annotation, molecular function: structural molecule activity; clathrin light chain binding. Gene Ontology annotation, cellular component: clathrin-coated endocytic vesicle; clathrin coat of trans-Golgi network vesicle; cell cortex. The record is from RefSeq and is a predicted model, not a curated record.
GUGGCCGCCAUCUUGGUCGAGUUGGAGGUUCAUAAGUCCGUAAUAAAAAUCUACCGGGCACCGGUACUGUUCAGUUUUCGCCUAUAAAACCCCCAAGAACACCGAGAAGAAUAUAUCAAGAGACAUAAAAUGACACAGUUGUUACCGAUUAGGUUUCAGGAGCAUCUACAGCUCCAAAAUGUUGGCAUCAAUGCUGCCAACAUUGGCUUCAGCACUCUCACCAUGGAGUCUGACAAGUUCAUCUGUGUGCGUGAGAAGGUUGGAGAGACUGCGCAGGUGGUCAUUAUUGACAUGAACGACACAGCCAAUCCCGUCAGGCGCCCAAUCUCUGCCGAUUCAGCCAUUAUGAACCCUGCCAGCAAAGUCAUUGCAUUGAAAGCUGGCAAAACCCUACAGAUCUUCAACCUUGAGAUGAAGAGCAAGAUGAAGGCUCAUACGAUGACCGAUGACGUCACAUUCUGGAAAUGGAUCUCUGUCAACACCGUUGCAUUGGUGACAGAUAAUGCAUGCUACCACUGGAGCAUGGAAGGUGAUUCUCAGCCACUGAAGGUUUUUGACCGCCACUCCAGCCUCUCUGGCUGUCAAAUCAUCAACUACCGAACUGAUGGGAGCGGCCAGUGGCUCCUGCUGAUAGGUAUAUCAGCGCAGGUAGGGCAGGCUCAGCAAAAUCGUGUUGUAGGAGCGAUGCAGUUGUAUUCUGUUGAGCGCAAAGUGAGCCAGCCGAUUGAGGGACAUGCUGCAGCAUUCGGUGUUUUCAAAAUGAUCGGAAAUCAGUCGGAGUCGACACUGUUCUGCUUCGCUGUCAGAGGAGCACAAGGAGGAAAGCUCCAUAUUAUCGAGGUUGGCCAACCAGCCGCAGGUAACAGCCCAUAUCAGAAAAAGGCAGUGGACGUUUUCUUCCCGCCGGAGGCACAGAAUGAUUUCCCUGUUGCGAUGCAGAUGAGCCAAAAGCAUGAUGUGGUUUUCCUGAUCACAAAGUAUGGCUACAUCCAUCUCUACGAUAUCGAAUCUGGCACGUGCAUCUACAUGAACAGAAUCAGCGGUGACACCAUAUUCGUCACAGCUCCUCAUGAUGCCACAUCUGGAAUCAUUGGAGUCAAUAGGAAAGGACAGGUUCUGUCUGUGUGUGUAGAGGAGGACAAUAUCAUCCAGUACAUAACCAACACUCUCCAGAAUUCCGAUUUGGCAUUGCGUAUGGCAUCUCGUAACAAUCUGCCUGGUGCCGAGGAUCUCUUUGUCAGGAAAUUCAACAAUCUGUUCCAGAAUGGACAGUAUUCAGAGGCAGCAAAGGUGGCAGCUGGUGCUCCCAAGGGUAUUCUUCGUACUCCCCAGACAAUUCAGAGGUUCCAACAGGUUCCAGCUCAGCCUGGCCAGACGUCACCACUACUGCAGUACUUUGGUAUCCUGUUGGACCAGGGCCAGUUGAACAAAUAUGAAUCUCUGGAACUCUGCCGGCCGGUCCUUCAACAGGGCAGGAAGCAACUACUGGAGAAGUGGCUCAAGGAGGAGAAGCUGGAAUGUAGCGAAGAACUGGGUGACUUGGUCAAACAGGCCGACCCAACCCUUGCUCUGUCUGUUUACCUCCGCGCUAAUGUACCAAAUAAAGUCAUCCAAUGCUUUGCCGAGACUGGUCAAUUCCAGAAGAUUGUUCUGUAUGCCAAGAAAGUUGGCUACACUCCCGACUAUAUCUUCCUCCUGCGUAAUAUCAUGCGCAUCAAUCCAGACCAGGGGGCGCAGUUCGCCCAGAUGUUGGUAGCUGAUGAUGAACCAAUGGCAGAUAUCAAUCAGAUCGUGGAUGUGUUUAUGGAAUCAAACAUGGUGCAGCAAUGUACUUCAUUCCUACUGGAUGCCCUCAAGAACAACCGACCUUGCGACGCACCGCUGCAGACCAGGCUCCUAGAAAUGAACCUCAUGUCAGCACCGCAGGUUGCUGAUGCUAUUCUUGGCAAUCAGAUGUUUACUCAUUACGAUCGUGCCCACAUCGCCCAGCUCUGUGAGAAGGCUGGUCUUCUACAAAGGGCGUUGGAGCACUACACUGACUUGUACGACAUCAAGAGAGCUGUCGUCCACACCCAUUUACUCAAUCCAGAAUGGCUUGUCAAUUACUUUGGCUCGUUAUCUGUAGAGGAUUCUCUUGAAUGCCUCAAAGCAAUGUUGCAGGCCAACAUCAGACAGAACUUACAAGUGUGUGUACAGAUUGCCACCAAGUAUCAUGAGCAGUUGGGAACUACUCAACUUACUGAGAUUUUCGAAUCGUUCAAAAGUUACGAAGGACUUUUCUACUUCCUUGGCUCGAUUGUUAACUUCAGCCAGGAUCCUGAGGUUCACUUCAAAUACAUCCAGUCAGCAUGUAAGACUGGCCAGAUCAAGGAGGUGGAGAGAAUCUGCCGCGAGAGUAACUGUUACGAUCCACAGAGAGUGAAAAAUUUCCUCAAGGAAGCCAAGUUGACUGAUCAGCUUCCUCUGAUUAUUGUGUGCGACAGAUACGACUUCGUGCAUGAUCUUGUCCUCUACCUGUACAGAAACAACCUACAGAAGUACAUAGAGAUUUAUGUGCAGAAGGUGAACCCGUCGCGUCUGCCUGUUGUGAUUGGCGGCCUUCUGGAUGUCGACUGCACAGAAGAUGUAAUCAAACAGUUGAUCAUGGUGGUCAAGGGACAGUUCUCCACUGAUGAGCUGGUCGCUGAGGUAGAAAAGAGAAAUAGAUUGAAGUUGCUCUUGCCGUGGUUGGAAACUCGUAUCCAUGAAGGCUGCAAUGAACCAGCCACUCACAACGCCCUCGCCAAGAUCUAUAUCGACAGCAAUAACAACCCUGAGAGAUUCCUAAGAGAGAACAUGUACUAUGACAGCAAAGUGGUGGGAAAAUAUUGCGAGAAAAGAGAUCCUCAUCUUGCUUGUGUCGCUUAUGAGAGAGGUCUCUGUGACUUGGAGCUCAUUAACGUUUGCAACGAGAACUCGUUGUUCAAGAGUGAAGCUCGUUACCUGGUACGCAGGAGAGACCCUGACCUGUGGGCCAAUGUUCUGAAGGAAGACAACGAGUACAGGCGUCCUCUGAUUGACCAAGUGGUCCAGACCGCCCUCUCCGAGACCCAGGACCCCGAAGACAUAUCAGUCACUGUCAAGGCCUUCAUGACGGCAGACUUACCAAAUGAACUCAUCGAGCUCCUCGAGAAGAUCGUCUUGGAGAAUUCAGUCUUCAGUGAUCACAGUUCUGGUUCUGAUCUCGGCCAAAACAAGAAUCUUCAGAACUUGCUGAUUCUGACCGCAAUCAAGGCCGACCGCACACGAGUGAUGGAAUAUAUCAACAGGCUGGAUAACUACGACGCCCCGGAUAUAGCCAACAUUGCCAUCAGCAGCGAGCUGUAUGAAGAGGCUUUUGCUAUCUUCAAGAAGUUCGAAGUGAACACUUCAGCUAUCCAGGUGUUGAUCGAUCAUGUCAAUAAUCUAGACCGUGCGUACGAGUUUGCCGAGCGUUGCAACGAACCAGCCGUGUGGAGUCAGUUGGCUCGCGCCCAGUUGAACGGCAGUUUAGUCAAGGAGGCAAUUGAUUCUUAUAUCAAGGCUGACGACCCAUCGCAAUACAUGGAAGUGGUUGAUGUCGCCAGCAGGAACAAUAAUUGGGAAGAUCUAGUCAAAUACCUGCAGAUGGCUCGCAAGAAGGCCAGGGAAACCUUCAUUGAAACUGAACUGAUCUUUGCUUACGCCAAGACCAACAGAUUGGCCGACUUGGAAGAAUUUAUAUCUGGGCCUAAUCAUGCUAAUAUUACACAGGUGGCCGACCGUUGCUUUGACCAGAAAAUGUAUGACGCUGCCAAAUUAUUAUACAACAAUGUCUCCAACUUUGCCCGACUAGCCAUCACCCUGGUGCAUCUUGGCGAAUACCAAGGAGCUGUCGAUGGUGCUAGGAAAGCCAAUAGUACAAAAACGUGGAAGGAGGUUUGCUUCGCAUGUGUAGACAACGAAGAAUUCCGCCUGGCCCAGAUGUGUGGACUUCACAUAGUCGUCCAUGCCGAUGAAUUAGAAGAGCUUAUUAAUUAUUAUCAAGACAGAGGCUACUUUGAAGAACUCAUCCUCCUACUAGAAGCUGCCUUAGGUUUAGAAAGAGCCCACAUGGGCAUGUUCACAGAAUUAGCCAUCCUCUAUUCCAAAUAUAAACCACAAAAGAUGAGGGAGCACUUGGAGCUCUUCUGGUCGAGAGUCAACAUUCCAAAGGUCCUCCGCGCUGCUGAGCAGGCACACUUAUGGUCCGAAUUGGUGUUCCUCUACGACAAGUACGAAGAAUAUGACAACGCUAUAAUCACAAUGAUGAACCAUCCCACAGACGCAUGGAAAGAAAACCACUUCAAAGAUAUCAUCACGAAAGUUGCCAAUAUUGAGCUUUACUACAAAGCGCUGCAGUUCUAUCUCGACUUCAAGCCAUUGCUACUCAAUGACCUCUUGCUGGUGUUAACUCCACGGAUGGACCACACUCGUGCCGUCACAUUCUUCAUGAAGCUGAAUCAGAUUCCGCUUGUCAAGCCUUAUCUGCGCUCGGUGCAAAACAAUAAUAAUAAAGCUAUCAAUGAAGCAUUGAACAAUUUACUGAUUGAAGAAGAGGAUUAUCAGGGCUUACGGAGCAGCAUUGAUGGAUUCAAUAACUUCGACAAUAUUGCGCUGGCACAGAAGAUGGAGACACAUGAGUUAAUAGAAUUCCGUCGUAUUGCUGCCUACUUAUACAAGGGUAACAACAGAUGGAAACAAUCGGUGGAUCUGUGCAAAAGAGACAAGUUAUUCAAGGAUGCAAUGCAAUACGCGUGUGAAUCCCGGAAUAUCGAUAUCGCAGAGGAGCUCAUCGCAUGGUUCUUAGAUCAGAAGAAUCCCGAGUGUUUCGCCGCAUGUCUCUUUGCUUGUUACGAUCUAUUGAGGCCGGAUGUAAUCUUAGAACUUGCGUGGAGACAUAAUAUCAUGGACUUCACCAUGCCUUACAUGAUUCAAGUAAUGAGAGAAUACAUCUCAAAGGUGGACAAACUUGAACAGUCCGAAGCAAUCCGUUGUGAAGUAGAACAGAAAGCAGAGGAGAAGCCACUUGUUUUUGCUGAACCUCAGUUAAUGUUGACGCAAGGCCAAGGAAUGGCAGGGAUGCCAGCCGCCCCACCACAAGGAGGAUACCAAGUUCCACAACCUGGAUUCCAGGCACCUGGUGGAUUCGCUGGGCCAAUGCCAGGUUAUGGGGGCAUGUAAAUAUAGCAAAGGACUAGACAUCUCAUAAUGAAUCUUAUCAAUCGGGAGGCACCAGGUUGAAAGGAACAGAAUGCAGUUCUCAGGGAAUUCAUUGUUGGCGUAAACCCUUUUUUGCUGAGGCACUUGUGCGAUUGUUUUUCAAAUGGUUGCGAUAGAGCAAAGUAUUCCUUGCUUUUGUUUUGUUCCAUAAGAUCUUUUGAAGUUACAAAGACCUGCUGUUCAAAAAAUUGUUUAUUUUCAAGAAAUUUUCAUUUCUGGAUGCUUGUUUCUUGUGUGACAGCAGAAGGAUGAAAUAGAAUUAUUUCUUCGGACAAAAUUAUUCCAUGUAUGGGGUGAUAGAUGUUGGGUAGAAUGCUUUCAGUCAAUGAAUGUUUCAUCUUCUCACCCAGGAAAAGCUGGCCAUUUCCUUUCUGAUCGCCAAGAUCUGAGGAUAACUCGAGUGGAUGCAACCUGGUGGCUUGUGAUUGGUGGAAAACAAGCUGGAUAUUCUCUAGCAAUUCCAUUGAUUAUCAUAAAGAUAAAUGAGUCAUUCCUAUUGUCAUGGUAAAUAAAGACAGAAUAAAUUAUGUAUGAUUUAGCUCUCUAUACAGAUUGUGUUUACAUGUGCUGUAUUUGUGCUUUUCCUUCUCAUGACUGCCUUCAUGAAAUUGUGGAACAAGUCAGUUGUAGUUACAGUGAACGUUCGCUUUGCCACUUAUUUAAGAGUGAAACAUGACGAAAAGAUCACCCACCUUGGCUUGUUUAACUCAAAAGCACAUAAGAAUUCAAUAUCAUCCUUGGUAGUUGAUAGACUGUGUAUAAACCUUUUGCUUGGGUUGUGCUGUAGUUAACCUGGUGAUGAUUAGUGAUAUGAUUGGCUCGCUCCACGAUUUCCUGGCAGUCACAUCAGUGACUUAUUCAUAGUAUUCACCAUGUAGAUUUGGUCUUCAGCAGAUUGUUGUUACUUGUAGAUAGGGUACACUUAGAAUGUCAUAGAAAUAUUUGUGUACAAAAAGGGCCACAACCAAGAAGAAUCUGUUUGGAGAUAGUGUGUGAAGCGUUCCAUCGUGUUGUUACUAAGUUUGUAAUCUAGAUAUUUAUUGGAAAGAAACAGUUCAAUCACUCCAAGUCUUGUAUAGUGCCAGGUCAGAUCUUGCCAUGCUUGGUGCAUAGCAUGACCUAGUAUACUAUUGCUGAGACUGAGAGAACCAUGGUCUCCUGUAAAUUAUAUACUGGUUCUUGAACUGUUUCUUACAUUGUUACAAAGUAAAUAGAAACAUUGUAUUUUAAGACUGCAGGCAGCUUUCUUGGCAUCUUCUUCAAAUAUCGUGCCAGUAUUGUUGGAAAACUAGGAGGCCUGUCCAAUUGAAAUAUUCCUUGGUCAUGAUAUAGUACAGUAGGUUAUUAUGCUGAGCACAAUUUUGUUCAUAUUGACUAAGACAAUGUAGUACCAACCAGUGCUUGCUGAGAAAAACAAUGAAAGAGUGUAUGCUUGUAUUCUUGGUAUGAGUGAAUAAUCAUUGAUCAUUUGAAAAAGUUGUCAAAAAGUUGCGUGGGAGUCUUGAGUAUCCAUGAUUAGUGUCCCCGUAAUAGAUUGUGGUUUGACUUCUGAAAUCAAACAGAUUAUCGAUGACUGCUAUAGACAAAUAUGUGAAGGGCAUAACAUUAAAUGUCAACAUUGAUUUAGAGCAGAUGAUUACAUGAAACGGCAUAGAAUUCUAUUUACAACAACUGUCACUAAUUUGUAUCUAUUUUAAUAUGUUUAUUUUUAUGUUCACCUAACCAGUGGUUGUAUAAUGAAAUGUUGGUAUGAAAAAGCAGGGCUAAGACACAAUGAACGGGAAAGGGGAGCUUGUGGUAUUGGGGAGAGUUCAAACAACCUUACAUGCCUAAGGUGUGCAUGUGGACGGCUUUAAAAAUUUUGCAGGAAUCAAAAAGUAUAAAAUGUUCUGAGUGUUUUGCUGUAUUGAGCAUUGUAUAUCAUGCAUAUGAUCAAUUUCACAAUGUUUACUUGCUAUUUUAAUGAUGGGGACAUUUCACGGAUAUGGUACAAACAUGUACUUCUAUAGUUGAUUGUGUAAAUCUAUAGAAUUGAGUUUGGUUGUAAAAGUUGACCGGAAGUUGAUUGUGAAUGUAACUAGAGUGGAUGUAAAGUUGUCGUAGGCAGGUGUGUAGAUUGUACAUGUUCAGAUACAAGAUGAUACUGGUUUACGAGAUGUGAUAACACAUAGGAUAGAUUUGAAAACCCAUUGAGGCAAAGAGAGGAAUACAACACCAUGUGUUGAACACAUGAUGGAUUGCAUGAUUUAUUAAAAAAUUCUCCCAACUAAAAUAGUUGAAAUUCGGCCAGGAUAAGAUGAUCGAUUCCUCAUGGGAUGCUUCCUCUGCUCUACCCCGAGUCAUAAGGGUUUGAAGAUGUUGAUUUUCAGGUAGUUGCUGUUACCAUAUAUGAUGAUGAUUUGUUGUGUUUAUUUCUCUUUCAAGGAGAGAUUUUAUUUGUACAAAAGAGCUGCUCUUAACCCUGCAGGAUUAGGAGACAUUGGCAUAAUUUUGAAAAGGUCCAGCCAGUGUGCACGUCAUCUCAUGUUUGCUGAACAUGUAUACAUGGCUGUGUUCUCACCUGAUUGUUUCAUUGAUGUUUCUAGCCAAGUAAUUGGUUGAAAGUCGUGGAUAUAUCUGGCUUUUGCUAGCUGGGAAAUCUCCUGAUCCUGUGAUGGAUCGUGGUUCCUUGGAUAGGGCAGCAUAUUUUCAGAAAAAAAGAUGUUAUGUGAACAAAAAGGCUCUCCAUUUAAAAUCGGGCCAUUGCUAACAUGCUAGUAAUCUGUUCAUGUCAGUGUUCACUACAGCUGUUUAGGCUUGUUAAACUUUCGAAGAAACCGUUAUGACUUUUUUCCGGUAGUGAAGAAACUCGCCAAAUUACACCAAUCCCUGCUUGGUACUGGUCAUAUGCUGAACUAUCCACACGGACCUUUCUUGCAUUUCUGGAAUUAAACCCGGUUUUGUGAGACUAGCAUAAUUCAACUGAAAGUAGCUGCCUCCUUGCUUCAGUUGACAACCACUUUUGACACCUGAAUGCUGGUCUUUACUGUGUAUCAUAUAAAUCCAUUGUUGGUCUUGCUUAUAUCUUUGCUCUGUUUACUAAAGUUAUUUUUUGUCCUGUUCACUCACUCAUAACAGGACUGUUGGUGUAAAUAACAGCAGAACCUACUGUCGGUAAUGGAUGCAAGCUGCUACAAAUAUUUUAGCUGCACUGAUUUUGGUGUUGACAUUGACAUUGAAUCCAUCAUUUUGCCCUUGCAAAAAUUUUAGUGAGUUAUGAAAUUUGAAUCUUUUUCGAUUGUUUGCACCAUCAGUUCUGAAAUCCUUGAGAUUUAACCUUUAAUUUGAAAUAGCAGUCGAGAAUGUGGUAGUCUUUAUAAAUUCUCAUAUUCCUUUAGGUCUAUUGUAUGAAAGUGACUACAGAUUUAAUUAUGACUUAAAAUGUAUAUCGUGUGAAUAUUCUGAUGAUGGAAAGUGCCACACCACACAAUAAAUACAGAAGCCCCCAGGUAUGAUUGUAGUGAAGUAUAUAAAUCCAUGUAAAAUGAUCUGCAGGUUUAAAUAAAUAAUUCCUGUAUGGUUAA